GCAUUGCAAAUUUCGCAGAUGACGCUGAGAAUGGAUUGGAUGAUAUAAAGUUUGCUCUCACUUAUCCCGCUUUUAUUAGACACACUUUAUUGAGAAAAAAGAAUCAGGCCAUGCUUGAUAAUAGGCAACUUGAUUCAAUAUUUGGCUUGGAUCGUAAUCGUUUACCAACAAUGGAAGACCUCUCAAAAAUGCAAUAUACGGAAGCUAUAAUUAAGGAGUGUUCACGACUC
This is a messenger RNA of Funneliformis mosseae, 230 nucleotides long. The record is from the annotation of a GenBank genome assembly. Lineage: Eukaryota; Fungi; Glomeromycota; Glomeromycetes; Glomerales; Glomeraceae.